UGAUUGUAAAAGACCUUAGAAUGGUUGGCCUAACUAGCACCUGGUCCCAGCUGACGCAGGACAGGCAGAAGUGGAAGAACGUCUGUGCUAGCAAAAUUAACUCAAUCGUCACUUUAAGAGCAGAAUUAGAAAAUACCCAAAGUAGUCAGAAGGCUCGUGACAGAGCCGAUCCCAGCGGAUGUCAAGACCAACAGUCUCCGCUUUGCACUACCUGCAAGCGACUGUUUAAGUCACAAACAGGGAAAAAAGACACAAUUGCAACAGAGGACAAAAUUGCCUAGAUUCCCGGGAACGACCAAAGGCCGGAAUCAAGUGCGACAGAUGUGGUUGUUUAUUCACACGAGAGAGUGACAAGAAAAGACGUAAAUGUCAUCAAUGUAUUUUAGAUUUGUGACGUAUUUACCAGAUAGUGACUUCCUUUUUCUUAUGCUUUUUAUGUUUCGCCAUCAUCCAUGUGGACAUGGGCAGUUGAAGGUGGAAGGCACACUGUGAGUAUUGCGUGUUUGAUGUCGACGAUGUGUAUGGGAUUUGGAUCCCGGCAAAUGUUUGUGUGGGAAGGAAAGCGUGUGGGAGUGACUUGGAGUAACAUUGAUCAAGGUCCUAGUGUGGAUGAUGACUUCAGUGUUGGCAUUGCCAUAGGCAUGAUGCUUUUGGACACAGUCUUGUACAUUAUUAUUGCUUGGUAUAUUGAAGCUGUGUUUCCUGGAGAUUAUGGAAUCCCGCAACCAUGGUAUUUUCCUGUCAUGAAAUCUUAUUGGACUGGUGCACCAGCAGAUACUGCACGGGACAAUGAUAGUGACAACCAUGAUGGCAAUAUUGCAAUGAAGGACAUGGAGUUAAACUCUUCACAUGAAGCUGACCCAACAGAUCUGCAUGUUGGUAUUAGUAUCAGACAGCUAACCAAGGUGUAUGCGAAACAUGGUGGUGGAGCUCACAAAUUGGCUGUAGAUGGGAUUUCAUUAAACAUGUACAAAGGACAGAUAACUUCACUAUUGGGUCACAAUGGAGCAGGCAAGACAACAACAAUGUCAGUCAUUACUGGUUUAUUUCCUCCUACCAAGGGUGAUGUUCUUGUGAAUGGUCAUUCUGUGUUGACUAACAUUGCUCAGGUGAGGGCAUCUCUUGGACUCUGCCCUCAACAUAAUGUCUUGUAUGAUCAACUUACAGUUAAAGAACAUCUUGAGUUCUUCAUUCAGUUAAAGGGAAUCAAGAAGGGACCAGAAAUGGAUAAAGAAGUUCGGGAGAUGAUUGAAGACUUAAAGUUAGUUGACAAAACCGACCAACGAUCCAGCACUCUCUCUGGAGGAAUGAAGCGAAAAUUAAGUGUCGGUGUUGCAUUAGUUGGUGGUAGCGAAGUCAUUGUGCUUGAUGAACCAACUGCGGGAAUGGAUCCAUCUGCUCGAAGAGCAACAUGGGACUUGCUGUUGAAACACAAGGCUGGAAGAACAGUGCUGCUUACCACUCACUACAUGGAUGAAGCUGACUUGUUAGGAGAUAGAGUUGCAAUCAUGGCAGAAGGACAGAUUCGAUGUGUGGGAUCUUCUCAUUUCCUCAAAGAAAGAUAUGGUGUUGGCUACCAUCUGACGGUGGUGAAGGGUGAGCAUUGCCAACCAAAACUCGUCACUCAGUACAUCCAGAGGAGUUUUCCUUUUGUUAAGAAACACAGUGAUGUUGGUCAGGAGCUGUCUUACAUCUUACCAAGGGAAGAGUCAUCAAGAUUUGAUGAAUUCUUCAAACAGUUUGAAGAGGAAAUUGGAGCUCUUGGAGUCCAAAGUUUUGGACUGUCUUUGACUACAAUGGAAGAAGUGUUUCUCAGAGUGGAGGAAGCAGUUGACGAGUCAGCAGAAGCAAGAGAAAAGCGAAGAAAGGACAUUCUUGUAGCUCGUGAGUCUACUCGUUCAUUGAGUGUCAAGGGUAGGCCAUCAGGAAGCAGUUAUGGAGAAGCUGUGAAAGCUGGCCACCAACAACUGCUAUCAGAUCGAAACCAAGGACUGAAGUUGUGGUGGCAACAGUUUGUGGCUAUGUACAUCAAGCGUUUUAUUAACUCUAAGCGUGAUAUCUAUGCUGUCAUAUGGCAACUUAUUUUGCCAGUUAUCUUUACUGCUCUGGCGCUAGUAAAUGUGCUGUUUAUUGAUUUUGGAGGAGAUGAUCCUGCUCGCAAAAUGACACUUACUGAUCUUGGAAAAACAACAGCAUACAUAGCUGACUUUCCUCAGCAAGUCAGUGUAGAUGCACUUCGAUUUGCAAAUGACUACUUGGCAAGUGUUGGCGUUGUUGAAACUGUAGAUGUUCUCAAUCAGACUAGAGAACUGAGGCUACUUGCUUCCCAAAAUGCAACCAAUAUGAAACAGUGUUGUAGAAACAACUUUCUCGUUUUGCAGGAUAACUGUAUUGAAUGGAUGCAGGAACAAGGCGAAAGCUUUAUUGAUAACAAUAAAUGUGGUGAUGAGUUUGGGUAUCGUCUAUGUCAUGGCUGUAAUAACAUCGAUACACAAAACUGUCUAGAUUGUGCCAAGUUGGCAGAGAAUGGUGCCGUUUUGAUAAAUCCAGGCUAUGGUGAUUGCCCACUUCUGCCAAGCAAAAAUCACAAGCAGUUUGACGAAACUUUCUUUUUGGAGUACAUCUUGCAACAGAGUGAUGAUGAAGUCUUUUUUGAUACCCAUGCUAGUGGCUACACUCUGGUUCAUCGUCUUCCAGAGUCAUUUAAGACAUACUAUGAAUUAAGGGGUAUUUACGUCCCAGCUAAUGCCUCUGCAGUAGCCACUGUGUGGUUUAGCAACCAAGCAAUUCACACAUCAGCAGCAGCUCUGAAUGCUUUCAGCAAUUUUGCAAUGCGAUUUACAUUGUGGCAAGCUCUUGGAGGGUCAAACAUCACAAAAGAAAAUAAUGGCAGAGUGAACAUGCAAGAGACUGUAGUCAUUAACCAUCCACUUCCUAAGACUGCUGACUCUCAGAGUGAUGAUGCACUAACUGAUCCUAGUGGGUUGGUUCUUGCAUUUUUUAUUUCUCUUGGAGUUGGUUUUCUGGCUUGCAGCUUCAUCUUGUUUCCAAUUCAGGAACGUGAAAGCAAUGCAAAACAUCUUCAGUUUUUGAGUGGAGUAUCACCUACAAGCUACUGGGCCGGAUCAUUUUGUUGGGAUUUCACAAAUUACUUACUUCCUGCUGUUGUUAUUCUUAUUCUCUUUGCUGCUUUUCAAAUUGAUGCGUAUACUGACAACUUAGGGGCUGUGUUUGUUGUUUUGAUUUUCUAUGCAUUUCCUGUUUUGCCACUUGUGUACUUGCUGUCGUUUCUCUUCAAAUCUCCAUACACUGGAUUUGCUGCGUCUGUUCUCCUGAUUGUGCUGACAUCAUGGAUUGGGUUUAUCUUUGUCUACGUUUUGGCUCUGCCGGGAAUUAAUCAGAAAUCUUUGUCUGACACCCUUGCCUACAUCUUUUAUCUACAGCCUAACUUUGCUGUCAGCCAAGCUCUUGCAGAUAUAAACACUAAUGCACUUGUGAAGAAAGUGUGCGCUGUAGAUGACCACUCCGAGGUUCGUUGUAAAAUGAAUAACAUCAAAUAUGUUAAUAACAUAUUUAGCAUGGACAGACCUGGUAUUGGACUUGCUAUUCUGUACAUGGAAUUGGAAGGACUUUUUUUCUAUACACUCUUAAUCUUGGCAGAGUAUGGGUUCUUCAUCAGCAAGUUAAAGGCACUGUUUUCUGACAAAUCAACAACCACAGAGGGUUACCAGCAAGAGGGUGUUGAGGAUAGUGAUGUUUUCAAUGAGAGACAGCAUGUCAUGUCAAAUGACUUCAAUCCUGACGAUUUCAUUGUUGUUGUUAAGGAUCUAGUGAAGAAUUAUAAAGGUUCUGCUAGGAAUGCUGUUGAUCACAUGUCAUUUUCUAUUCCUCGUGGAGAAUGUUUUGGCCUACUUGGUCUGAAUGGUGCUGGCAAGACUACUACAUUUCGUAUGCUGACGGGAGAUCUCAGUAUGAGUGGUGGAACUGCAUUCAUUGAGGGACUUGACAUCCGAGAAAAUCUCCAUGAAGUACAAAGACGUAUUGGCUACUGUCCUCAGUUUGAUGCUCUUAUUGAGAAGUUAACUGCACGAGAGCUGCUUACUAUGUAUGCUCGUCUUCGUGGCUAUGUGGAGAGAAAAAUACCGGAGUUGGUUGAUUCAACUAUUAGGCGGCUGGAUUUAGGACAAUAUGCGAAUAAACCAUGUGGUACCUACAGUGGUGGAAACAUGCGAAAACUAAGCACAGCUGUUGCACUAGUAGGAGAACCGUCUAUCAUAUUCUUGGAUGAACCCACUGCUGGCAUGGAUCCUAAAGCGCGUCGUUUUCUGUGGGAUUAUCUGGUUGGAAUAUUAGAAGAAGGUCGCAGUAUUGUCUUAACAUCCCACAGCAUGGAAGAGUGUGAAGCUCUAUGUACUCGCCUUGGUAUAAUGGUCAAUGGGCAAUUCAAGUGUCUGGGCAGCACACAACAUCUCAAGAACAAAUUUGGUAGUACUUAUUCUCUGACCGUGGUAGUGCAAGAUGAACCAGACACUGGAUAUCCACAAAUAGCACAAUUAACUGAGUUUAUUAGCCAAACUUUUCCUGGAGCUCGCUUGGUGGAACAACAUCGUGGUCAACUAGAGUAUGAAAUUGCUGGUGAGGGCACUGCGUGGUCUAAAUUAUUUGGACAGUUGGAGAGUGCCCGGGUUCAACUCAACCUUUCUAGUUAUUCUGUCAGUCAGACUACCCUGGAGCAGGUGUUCUUGCACUUUGCAAGGGAACAGCAUGACCAACAUGCUUGAUUGUCACUGUCAAGGAUCUUUAAUAUGUCUGUUGAUUGCAUUGUUUCUUCUGUGCUGCUGCUAAGUGAGAGGAGUGGGUUGGUGAUUUGUUGUGCUUCAUUAUACACUAUGAUGACAAGGGCAUCACGUAUUGGUUUUAAUGAUGCUAGGGUACAUCUUGUUAAUUGAUGCUUAGAAUGACUGGUCAAUGUGGAAGAUCAAGCAUUUCGAUUCCCAAUCAAAGAAACAGGAAUUGCACAAUUUAAGAAUUAUGUGUUUAAAAGAUUGUUGAAAUAAAGUAGUAAUUGUUUACACCGUG
Messenger RNA from Corticium candelabrum, 5079 nucleotides. Its product is annotated as phospholipid-transporting ATPase ABCA3-like. Gene Ontology annotation, molecular function: ATP binding; lipid carrier activity; ATP hydrolysis activity. Gene Ontology annotation, biological process: lipid transport; transmembrane transport. Gene Ontology annotation, cellular component: membrane; intracellular membrane-bounded organelle. The coding region runs from base 453 to 4781 and encodes 1442 amino acids. The transcript has 28 exons. NCBI's taxonomy places the organism in Eukaryota, Metazoa, Porifera, Homoscleromorpha, Homosclerophorida, Plakinidae. The record is from RefSeq and is a predicted model, not a curated record.